AGCAAUAUCAAUUUCACUGUGUGGAUAAAUUCCUAAUAGCAUCUUGAGCAAAUGUUACUCACGUCUCUGCAUUAGGUUUUGAGGUCACAACCCAUUCCAGAGACCAGAACAAAUAAUCUGGGCACGAACAUGGGAGUGCUGCAGUGUCUAAGAUUGCAGACCUGAUAUUUCGAGGAGAGAUGAAUGAGUAUGCUGUGUGCAAAUUGGCUGCCGUGUUAGCUUCUACAGUGACUGUAGAAUUUGCUGUGAAAAACUGCGACUUCCUGAGAUUUGUGAAAAGGGAAGACCCCUGCAGCAAGCCUGUGAUGGAGAUGUCGGCCAGGGAACGGGAUGGCGUGUUGAAAUGGCAGGCGACAGCCUAUGACCCUAUAAUAGGAAGCUCAGGGUCACUUUUACAGAUAAAAGGUAGGUGUUUUGCAAAGCAGUCACCAAGCCUUCACCAUAUCAAAAAGACGGGGCUAAACAGGUUGUUCUGCAAGCAUGGAUUCGACAGAUCGAAUGACCUCCUCCAAGGUUGCAUCACUGCAAAACUUUACAAAAUGCGUUUGGUUUGCUUUGCAAAUUCCACCUUAAGUCGUGAUUUGGAGAUGCCGGAGACAGGGAGGGGGCGCUGCUGCGGGAGGACCGGGCGGGAGGGGGCGCUGCUGCAGAAGGGUCGGGCAGCAGGGGGCGCUGCUGCGGGAGGACCGGGGCAGGAGGGGGCGCUGCUGCCGGAGGACCGGGCGGGAGGGGGCGCUGCUGCAGGCGGAUCGGGCAGGAGGUGGCGCUGCUGCCGGAGGUCCGGGCUGAAGACGAGGGAGGGCGCUGUUACUGCUGCACGGGCAGAGUGUCGGCGUCACCCGCAAAUUAAAUGA
Messenger RNA from Chiloscyllium plagiosum (whitespotted bambooshark), 854 nucleotides. The record is from RefSeq and is a predicted model, not a curated record. NCBI's taxonomy places the organism in Eukaryota, Metazoa, Chordata, Chondrichthyes, Orectolobiformes, Hemiscylliidae.